Molecule: messenger RNA, 459 nt
Organism: Linum tenue
Lineage: Eukaryota; Viridiplantae; Streptophyta; Magnoliopsida; Malpighiales; Linaceae
Source: the annotation of a GenBank genome assembly
GGAAAAUUGGGUGGAGAUUACACUUCGAAAUGGAAGGAUAUUGGUGACCAACUAAAUAUGUUUUUUGAGGAGUACAAAAUUAGUUCUUCUUUGUCUUCCAUGUCAAGUGGCGGAAGCAGUACCUCAAGCACAAGGACUAGUUCAAGUUGGAGCAUGGAUAACUUCACUAGUGAUUUCGAUACUUUUAAUGUGAACAUGAAUACAUUAGGCAAGUCUGAAUUGCAAAUAUAUCUAGAAGAUCCAAGGGAACCUCGUAUGCUUGAAAAGGAUGGUGUUGAGUAUCUUAAUGAUCUUGAUGUCUUAAAUUAUUGGAAGGAGCAUCAAUAUCGUUACCCUCAACUCUCUCGAAUGGCAAAGGAUAUACUUGGUAUUCCUAUUACAUCAGUUGCUUCAGAGUCGUCUUUUAGCUUGGGAGGUAGAGUAUUAAACAAAUGGAGGAGUAGUAUGCUAAGUGACACC